AUGUCUGAGGCAUCUAAGACCUUGGGAAACAAGCUGAACGAUGCGUGGGAGAACCUGACGCAGCCCCAUCGUCCUGGCCCGGAAGUAGGUGCCGACCUUCAGGCUCAGGCUGCUGCCUAUGACUAUGCGAACGCUGCACCUACCGCGGAGGAGGCUGCACGGAACGCUGCUGACCUGGCUGCCGCCAAGACAGAUGUAGCGCAUGAGGAAGCGGUGUCUGGGCUGCGUGGCACCGGGGAGUACUUGGCCGAUGCUGCAGCAGGAGCUCAGUCCAGCCUCGCCACCGCAAAGGAGUAUGCCACGAGUGCCUCCGCAAGCCUGGCAGACACCCAUGCUGCCACCCAGGAAUCCGCUCACAACGCGCAAGCGAGCGCUGUAAGCUCAUUGCGUGAUGCCGGCACCCACAUUGCUGGGGGGCUGGAGGUGGCUGGCGAGAAAGCGGGGGAUACAGUGUCUGCCAUCCGCAGCAAGCUGGGCCUUUGA
Auxenochlorella protothecoides is the source of this 483-nucleotide messenger RNA. RefSeq lists its product as hypothetical. NCBI's taxonomy places the organism in Eukaryota, Viridiplantae, Chlorophyta, Trebouxiophyceae, Chlorellales, Chlorellaceae. The record is from RefSeq and is a predicted model, not a curated record. The transcript has 4 exons. Bases 1 to 483 code for a protein of 160 amino acids.